Messenger RNA from Triplophysa dalaica, 1858 nucleotides. RefSeq names its product solute carrier family 25 member 46 (gene slc25a46). The transcript has 8 exons. Gene Ontology annotation, cellular component: mitochondrial outer membrane. Gene Ontology annotation, biological process: mitochondrial membrane fission; mitochondrial fission; axon development. The record is from RefSeq and is a predicted model, not a curated record. NCBI's taxonomy places the organism in Eukaryota, Metazoa, Chordata, Actinopteri, Cypriniformes, Nemacheilidae. The coding region runs from base 197 to 1417 and encodes 406 amino acids.
CACUCCGCCGGGUGUUGGGUUGUUUUGCUAAAGCGCUAGCAUCGCUCACAGCCUCGGUCAACUUGAAAAUCAAUCUCGACAUUUUAAUUCCUUUCAUUUUCAAUGAAUUUGAAUCAAAUCACAGAGAUAACAUAUCGCAGGAGGUCGGAGUUAGAUAUUUAGUCAUUUCAGUGCACUAUCCCCAGCGUUUCCCAGUAUGACUUCUCGUCGGCCUGACAGUUUUGAUGGUUUGGGUUACAGGGGCAGGGAGGAUCCGUCAUUCAGCGGGGGUUAUUCAGGGGGGUCAUUUAAUAAUUCAUCCAGUGCUGAUCUCCAGCACUGGGUCACUACACCUCCGGAUAUACCUGGCAGCCGAAACCUGCAUUUUGGUGAUCGCACACCCCAAUUUGAGACGGCACCUGGAGCAGAAGAUACUCAGUCAACGGCUCCACCGUCCGAGCAGCUGAACCGAUUUGCCGGAUUCGGGAUAGGCCUUGCUAGCCUCUUUACAGAAAAUGUGCUGGCCCACCCCUGCAUUGUGUUUCGGCGUCAAUGUCAGGUUAACUAUCAUGCCAGGUGUUACCACUUAUCACCAAUGACCGCCAUCAGUGUGAUGUACAACGUCGCAAAAACUCAGGGUCCGAAGGCAUUAUGGAAAGGAAUGGGCAGCACUUUUGUGGUACAGGGAGUCACCCUUGGAACUGAGGGAAUUAUCAGUGAAUGCACUCCAUUGCCAAGGGAGUUGUCACACAAGUGGAUCCCCAAACAAGUUGUGCUACAUUUAGUACUCAAAGGUUUGACAUAUGUGGUUGCGAUGCCAUUUUACUCAGCAAGUCUCAUAGAGACUGUACAGAGUGAAAUAAUCCGAGACAAUCCUGGCAUCCUAGACUGCGUGAAAGAAGGAAUUGGGCGUGUGAUGGGAAUGGGCAUACCCCACAGCAAGCGCCUCCUUCCUCUCUGGAACCUGGUUUUCCCAACAGUGCUCCACGGCAUCCUUCACUACAUCAUCAGUUCCAGCGUACAGAGGCUGGUUCUGUACCUGCUGCGUCGGAAUAACGGCUCGCAGAAGCCCCUGUCAUCUAACUCGGGCAUGGACACGGUCCAGUCGAUGCUUGAUGCCUACUUCCCUGAGCUCAUGGCCAGCUUUGCAGCCAGCCUAUGUGCCGAUGUGCUGUUGCUUCCUUUGGAAACUGUGUUGCACAGGCUGCACAUCCAAGGAACGCGCACCAUAAUUGACAAUACUGACCUGGGUUUCGAAGUGUUGCCCAUAAACACACAGUAUGAAGGAAUGAGAGACUGUAUCAAUGCCAUUCGGCGGGAAGAGGGAACCUUGGGUUUCUAUAAAGGCUUCGGCUCCAUCGUGGUGCAGUACUCGCUUCACGCCGCUGUGCUGCAGAUCACCAAAAUGAUCUACUCGACGCUGUUGCGGAAUGCGUGAGUGGACAAAAAAUUCAGUGGGGUAAUGCUCUGGGUUUGUUCGGAGGUCGGGUUAGGACAUUCCAAAAAAGUGACUCAUUGUGCGAAUUUGUGAGGUUUCUUUUGCCUCUUCUGUGAUUUGUCAGCCUACACAUGUUAUUUCUCAUUAAGCACUGGUUGUAAUGUGAUUGCAUGACUCAUUUUAUUAGCAGUAAUGCAGCUGUGCUUUCUUGUUAGUGAACAUGCCCCCAUAUUAAGACUGCAUUUUAAUAACUCUUAUGGUAACCCCAACCCCACUUUAACAUCACAAGCAGCAGAGCAUUUCAACUGCUGUAAUUGUUUUUUGUCACUUCACUGGACAUUAGCGCUUAUAAUGUGAUUUGAACAUGGCAGCAUUGGUUGAGGGGCUGUGCAAUGUUCUUAAGGCAGGAAUGGAAUAGAUGUCAUUAAAAUAUUAUUUGCA